Molecule: messenger RNA, 7835 nt
Organism: Acanthochromis polyacanthus (spiny chromis)
Lineage: Eukaryota; Metazoa; Chordata; Actinopteri; Pomacentridae
Gene: ntrk3a
Product: neurotrophic tyrosine kinase, receptor, type 3a
Exons: 18
Coding region: 503-2995 (830 amino acids)
Biological process (GO): cell surface receptor protein tyrosine kinase signaling pathway; positive regulation of kinase activity; cellular response to nerve growth factor stimulus
Cellular component (GO): axon; plasma membrane; signaling receptor complex
Molecular function (GO): neurotrophin receptor activity; neurotrophin binding; ATP binding
Source: RefSeq, a predicted model, not a curated record
CUAUGUCUCUUCACCAUCUCCUACGCCGGCUAGCACAAUAGCGGCAGGAACGUGGGGGCGGUGGGGGAUGGAGGGAUGACAUAAAACGAUGCAGGGAGAAGAGGGAGAGAAGAGGACCGCGCGCUCAGACCCCUUCAUGUCAUGUACCUGGAAUAUUUUCAGGAUUUCUCUUCUUUCCUCCUUUUUCCUUCACAGCCUUUUUUUUCCCUCAAACGAACGGCCGCCCCCUCCCCCUUCACCGCCCCCCCGACACACACACACACGAACACACGCGCGCGCACAGACACGUACAUACGCACGCACAUAACAUACAUGGAUAUGAAGGGAGAUGUCUUAUUUUAACAUUUGGACUCAGAAAGAAAUAAGGUGAAGGCAGCGCUUACAUACAUUCACAUCCACGUAAGGGUGAAUCAGACUUUGAACCAAAGGAUUUGAACCAUUUUUUUUACUGUUACUGCCAAUCAAAGUUGCAAAGAUAUCUCGGGGCUUGAGUCGUGACAACAUGGAUGUAUUCGGAGCGCUAUUUGGCGCAUUCGGAGUGCAUCGCCCUCCCAGGACGUGGUGCUGCUGGAGGGUGUUCAUUCUGCUCAGCGUCUUCGUUCACAACUACCUGAGCACCUUGCUGGAUUGUCCGCCCACCUGCACCUGCUCGCCCACUGAGAUCUACUGCAAUAAGUCGGACAACAGCAAAUUCUUCCCGCUGCUGUCCUUCCAGUGCACCGGGAGCGCCGGGAACAGCACAGGCAGCAUUGAGGAUCUUUUCCAGAACAUCACCUCCAUACACAUUGAGAAUUGGACUGGUCUGCAGACCUUGAGGGAUGUGGAUAUGGAGCUCUACAGUGGCUUACAAAGACUUACUAUUACGAGGAGCAACCUGCAUACGAUCUCGACCCGUGUUUUCUCCAAGAACCCACACCUGCACUACAUAAACCUGUCCAAAAACCCCAACCUGACCACACUGUCCUGGCAGAUCUUUGAACAUCUACAACUCUUGGAACUACAUUUAGAAGACGUUGUGUUUGCAUGUGGGUGUGAGAUCCGGUGGCUGCAGCUGUGGCAACAGAGAGGAGAGGCGGGGCUAAGCAGCCAACAGUUAUACUGUGCGGAUCGCUACAGAAAAAUAUUGCUGCAGGAUAUGAACAUCAGCAAUUGUGACCUGCCAGAUAUCAGUGUCAGCCACAGCAACCUCACAGUUGUUGAAGGCGAUCGAGUAACAGCCAUCUGUAAUGGCUCUGGAUCGCCAUUACCUGAGGUGGACUGGCCUCUAUAUGGUUUGCACUCCGUCACUGCUCAUGAGGCUAAUGUCUACGAGAACAACACCGUUCACUCCAUCAACAUAACUUUGGUCAACGUGAGCAGAGAUGACAACAACUUUCUGCUAACUUGCACCGCCACCAACAUUGUAGGCAUGACAAAUGCCUCUGUUCAGCUAACUGUUCACUUUCCUCCCACCAUUGUGAAGCUGAAGGAGCCAGAACGACGCCAUGACACAUGCAUAGAGUUUACGGUUCGUGGUUCGCCGCACCCAACAUUAAGAUGGUUCUACAGAGAUAAGGAAAUUUCCCACUCUGAAUUUGUGCGCCCAGAUAUGGAUAUUUACCAGGAUGAUAUAGAGGGCUGCUUGACCUUCAAAAACCCAACACACCACAAUAACGGCAACUACACAUUGGAGGCUACCAACUACCUGGGUGUAACCACCAGCUCUGUGUAUGGGCACUUUCUCGACAAGCCAUUUGAUGGUGCAGAAACAGAUUAUGAUUACAUAACUCCAACUGCAGAGACUCACAAACCUGAGGAAGAUACUUUUGGGGUUUCCAUAGCAGUCGGCCUGGCAGGGUUUGCCUGUAUGAUGUUGGUGAUUCUCUUCCUUCUCAUCAAUAAGUAUGGACGACGAUCAAAAUUUGGAAUGAAAGGUCCAGUGGCAGUCAUUAGUGGAGAGGAAGACUCUGCCAGUCCCCUUCAUCAUGUGAACCAUGGGAUUGUUAGCCCCUGCACCCUGGAUGCUGGGCAAGAUGCCGUGGUAAUUGGAAUGACCAGGAUACCUGUUAUUGAGAACCCACAAUACUUCAGACAUGGACACAACUGCAGUAAACCUACUACGUAUGUUCAGCAUAUUAAACGGCGGGACAUUAUUUUGAAGAGGGAACUCGGAGAAGGAGCCUUUGGCAAGGUCUUCCUAGCUGAAUGUUACAACCUGAGUCCCACCAAAGACAAGAUGCUGGUAGCUGUAAAGACUCUGAAGGACCCCACUCUUGCAGCCAGGAAAGAUUUCCAGCGUGAGGCUGAGCUGCUGACCAACCUUCAGCACGAGCACAUCGUGAAGUUCUACGGAGUGUGUGUCGAUGGAGACCCUCUCAUCAUGGUCUUCGAGUACAUGAAGCACGGAGAUCUCAAUAAGUUUCUCAGAGCCCACGGGCCAGAUGCCAUGAUCCUGGUGGAUGGGCAGCCUCUGCAGACCAAUGGUGAGCUGGGUCUGUCCCAGAUGCUUCACAUAGCCAGUCAGAUCGCAGCUGGGAUGAUCUACUUGGCAUCACAACACUUUGUGCACCGUGAUUUGGCAACCAGGAACUGCCUGGUGGGAAAUGGCCUUCUGGUGAAAAUAGGAGACUUUGGCAUGUCCAGAGACAUUUACAGCACGGAUUAUUAUAGGGUGGGAGGUCACACUAUGCUACCGAUCCGCUGGAUGCCGCCAGAGAGCAUAAUGUAUAGGAAAUUCACCACAGAGAGCGAUGUGUGGAGCUUUGGAGUCAUUCUGUGGGAGAUCUUUACUUACGGCAAACAGCCAUGGUUCCAGCUCGCCAAUAAUGAGGUGAUAGAGUGCAUCACUCAGGGCAGGGUACUGGAGCGCCCCAGGCUCUGUCCCAAAGAAGUCUACGAUAUGAUGCUGGGCUGCUGGCAGAGGGAGCCACAACAGCGCCUCAACAUUAAAGACAUUCAAAAGAUGUUGUUUACUCUGAUGAAAGCCACACCAGUCUAUCUGGACAUACUGGGAUGAAAAUGCAUACAAAGGGAUGAGAAGUGUUUCAAGUUAGACUCCACUGGAACAAAAAUUAAUACAAUGGAUCAGAAUGGGAUGGAUUGCUGUGGAACAGAAGUCUGGUCUGGACUCAUGGUAAUGCAACCAUGUGAUCUGGGAUUAGGAGUGGAACAUUACCUUGCUUUCAACUGCCUGAAAUAAAAGGAUGGGAAUGAACUUACUUGGGUGGUAUAAUAUGUAUCAAACUGGAUCAUAAUGAGCUGGAGAACACUGCAUUGUUUCACCACCUAAAAAGCUGGGAUCAAGCUUGUGUGGUUCAGUCUUUAUUGAAUGAAAUCAUGACUUAAAAGACUUGAGUAUGAAGUAUGGGUUCCAUUGAGGUAGACUGAAUCGGAUUACCUGAUUCUACUUGUCAAGUAUGGUUUCUUUGUCUCAUAAUGUGGUUACUCUCAUUCUUCAUGUAUGCAUUUCACUUCUUCCCUUCGAGAUCAUUGGUAGCGUGGGUCCUACUGAAGUCUUGAUAAAACUUGAUUGUUUGGAUAUUUCAGUUAUUCAACCCUAGAUUACAUUUAUCUCAUCUUAACAUGUAUUCAUCUGUGUCCCUUUAGAAAUCAGACAUAAGAUGGUUUGAUUCAACUUGACUAAGUUUCAGGAAUCUUAAAUUAUAUUCAAUUAGAGUUAUUUACUUAUGAGGCCAUAUUUGGCUUAAUUUUCUUUUUACCUGGUACAGAGUCGUGGAAUGGGGCAAAUCCAAAGAUGACCUGCAGACUAAUGCUAUGAAUUAUCAGGUUUAAAAAAAAAAAAAAAAAAAAAAGAUAGAUGCUUAUGUAUUCCAGGACAAUCUGGUUUCAUCAUUUACUUAUACUUUAAUAAGUCUUGAGUGUGCCUCGUAAUCAUUUAUGUCAUUUGGCCAAAUCAAAUUUGUCUUAAUGUAAGCAUAAAAAGUUUUACGCUACACAUUCAUAAUGCAGAAAUUAUGAUGAAAUGCUCCACAGUUUCAAUAUACUAACACAUUUACACUUGUUGAAACACUUCUGAAUAUAAUGAAAUUGUUCUCUCUGAAUGAUCGUCACAAUCUUUGAUGGGCGAUGCAUAGUCAAACAAUGAGGAGAAGAAUAGAACUGCUACAUCUUUUCAUGAUGAAAAUUAUUUUGGCCAUGACUACUUCUUAAACCAGUGGCUGUUGCUGCAAUUGUCAUGAAAAGAAUGUCGCAGAAAGAGGAAUCCGCCACUUGCUGUAGAGCCAUCAUGAGUACCAGGCAGCUCUGGUUUAAAGUAAAAGAAAAGCAUUGUUCAUUACCAUGUGUGCUAAUCCCUCAUUUGUUUCAUUUCAUUGUUGUUCACUGAGACAUGAGGUUAGCGAGUUAUCAACAAAGAGCAAUGUAUAUAAGUGAAACAUGCCAUGUACAGUGGCUACUGUGUUCUUAAGUGGUUGCUCAAAGUCCGCACCCUUCACUGUUUUCGUCCUCAAAGUCAUCAUAAAUACACCUCGUAGUCAUGAUCUUGUUAGCCCACUAACCUGUUUACCUCUGCAAGAACCAGACUAGACCUUUCCAUCCUGAGCCUGCAAGCUUGGCCUGAGUGACUGUCUGUCACCAUAGAGAUAGACCUAAGUGCCUCCUACUUCUUUCUGAACGCUGGAACUCAAAAAAGUAGUCUUUUGAAAUAAGAGCACUUUUACAUUUUGUUUACAUGCCAACAAAUGUAAACUAGCUGUAAACUGUCCUCAUUUUUAAACUUUCCUCACUUUUCUUAAAGCAAACCUACUUUCAGCACUCACUUUAUUGCAAAAAAAUUCUCAAAUACAAGAAUGAAAUAGAAACGAUACAGAAAAAAUGUCAAUCCUUGUGAAAAAACAAAAAGCUUUUGUAUCCUUUGCAGUUCGACAAGAGAGUCAAACUAUCCAAGGUGAUAAGGUUACAUUUUCAUUAAAAAAAAAAAAAACAUGUUCUAUAUAUUUUUUAUUUAUUUUUUUAAGUCAAAGAGUGGACCUCUGCAAUUCUUCCAAAGCCAUCAGGACACCCUACCACUUGAUCAAUUAAAAACAACAAAUACAACAAAACAGCAUUACAAGGAAAACAACUGGCUGAGAGGAAAUCAUUAAGGAAUACCUUAGAAGAAGCUGAUUUGCAUAAUGCGAUUUACCAGGAUCCAUUCUGACUUCAGAUGUUGGACAUCAACAACAAACAUCUUUCUGACAAAAUAGCAUUACUUAUCUGGAAGGAUAAAGACGGAGCCACCAGUUAUUACAUAAAAAUGUUCUUACUUUUUAAAAAUAUGUAUAUACUGUAAAUUUCUAUAACUUGAGAUAUGUUCACAUAUUUUUUUUUAAAGUUUAAUCAUGUCUAGCUUCUUUAAGUAUUAUAUGGUUGACUGAAAACCAGCAGAUGAUUUGAUGUUUUUCUUUCCAGUUGUGAUUUACUAUUCUUAUUUAAUUUCUUUACACAUUUUAAAAAUGUUAGUUUAUUUUAGUAGAUCAUUUGGUGAUAAUUUAAGAGUCAGGACAAUAGCAGAAAGAUGUAAAAUAUUGGGCAAUGUUCUUACACUGACCUAUUCGAGUACUAUUCUAGGUUCAUAAGCAUUCUUCAGUGUUUCAGUAGAAUUGUAUUUGCCACUUGUUAUCCAGGGUCAUAAAACGAUCAAUAUGAGUUCUAUCUCUGUGUGUCUACCAACAGUGUUUUGUCCAAUAUGGCUGCAUUUUACAUGUGAUGUGUACAAUUUUCCUACCUUAUCAUUAAGAGUUACAUUUCCUUUUGUCUCUAGAUAGAUAGAUAGAUAGAUAUCUGCUCACAGUCCUGGACUUGUAGUACAAAGAUACUUUGCACUCAUGUCUGACCAGUCUUUAUUUUCCUAAAAUGUAUUGAGAAUGAAAUGAUGGAAAUAUUCAGUUGAAUUUGGCUACUUAAGUGUUUUUGCAAUAAAUAGACCUAUUCAUUUGGCUCAAACAGCAUAAACAAUUGGCCUAGCCAGCCUUGGGAUUUGACGCAUUUUUACUCCCCCCACCCCCCCACCCCCCGACCCCCCUAUUAUGGCUGAGAAGGUUUCUGUGCCACAGCAGCUACACUAGAGAAUAAUUUCUUUGCGGAAAAUUGCAUAUUUUGUUUUGGGAUUUUUAACAGUGAAACACGACAAUGUAUAUUAACAUCCACCUGAGCAUCUUUCAUUAUUUUGAGAUUAUUGCAUUGCAUUGCAUGUUUGCAGAAUAAUAUAUGUACUUUGUGCAGGUGUCAUUUACAUAUAACAUAGCAAUAUGAAUUAUUCUAAUGUAUAGAUGUAACUGUUGAAUUCUCUCACAUUGGAAAACUUUUCACAUCACUUCUUCACAAAUCAUUUUUAUCAGCUCUGUCUGUUAAAAUGCUGGUCAGCAACCUCACCCUGUGCAGAUUUUCAGUGUUUAAGAAAUACAGCAAGGCUAUGCUUGAGAGGCUGUAAUGUACUGAAGCGCUGUGCUGGAUGGCUCAUUGCAGUCACUUAGGUAAUGUAGUCUAUGAUAUUACAAAUAUCAUGAACAAAUGAAAGAACACAAACUUUCACCAUCCAUUUGCCUUUGCAGGAAGUAAGCUUUGAAUGUGUCCACACAGUCAGCCACGAACGCUGGAGUUCGCUUAGAAGACUUUGUCGCAUACGCGCGUAGUCGGUCGUACCUGCAUAUUCUACACACACACGCACACGCACACACACACACACACACACACACACACACACACACACACGCAUUAUACCCAAGCAUGCACACGGCCAUUGUAGUGUAGUUGCUGUGCAGCACAUAAAUUUUGGGUUGCAUGCAAAAACAUGAAGGAAUGGACUUUUACACCCUCGUGGAUGCUUGCAUACUCAUGGACACUGAAAAUAAAACACUUACUGUGCCUUAGCAUGUCCUUCCAUAUGGUGAGAGAGAACUUUGGGGGAGGGAAGGGAGUGGUAAAUGACUUUAUUGUCACUAAGAUAAUUCAGUAACAUUAACCAAAGCAGAUGUUUUUAAUUGUCCAACCUCAACCAUAAACAUGAUUGUCAACAAUAUCAAAGUUGUCAUUUGACUGGUGAUAUGGUUGAAAUUUUGCAGACAAAUUGAACUUUCUUUUCUUCAAAUAUGGAUAAUAGAAACAGUUAAAAUUUCCCAUGUGCAAGUACAUUUUUGAUCUUUACAAGGCCAGAAUUGUAAGCUAUUGCUGAUCCACUGAAUCCUUUGCAGACCAGCUUGUUUUGAACUAUUUAAGACUAUUAGUGAAGCAGACAGGCCAGGAAAACGUAACUGCUUCUUCUGAUUCGUCUUGUUUACAGCUGGAACGACCAAUUUCAACAACUUCAACAAAAUCUUUGUGCAAAACACCUCAAACUAUCAUUUAAGAUACAGAUCGCACUGCAAGAAUGUGCUUUGUAUGAUCACAGCCAGAAGCUUUCAUUGAGUGGGUGUCUCAAUCUUAUUUUUAUUCUUCGACUUCUUUUGUUUAUUAUUUUGUUUAGCUGUUCAUUUCAAACUAUACCAUUCUAUACUCAUUUGCUCAUUUCUACUCUUUCAUUUUAUAUGUUAUUUAAUUAUUUAGUCUAUUUUGCUCAUGCAGUUAUUCUCUGCCUUUCUUUAAGUCAUUUUCCUGCAUCAUGUUUCCUAAACAACGUAUUUAUUCUGAAUAUGUUACAAUCAUCAUUACUCGAUAAUAAAUAAAUGUCUUUCUCCUUCUCCUCUCUCUCUCUCUCUCUCUCUCUCUCUCUAGUGUUGUAUAUCCAACUCCAUACACAUAACUCUGUCUAUUAAAAUAAUUUGACAACUUAUAUAGCAACUUUCUAGAAAGCUGAGAUGUGCUGAACUUUUAAGGUGGCUCUGUGUAUGAUUCUGACUCAUUAAAAGUAACUUCAUUGA